AUGGAGGCCUUUCUCACGCGCCCAAAGCGAAAAUCGACCCAUGUAAAUGCUACACCGGAACGGGAACCGGAAGCAACCCUAGAACAUGUGGAAGAUGGCGAAGAGUCGACCGAGAUCAAGCUCGCCAUGUUAUCCUCAUUACACCCUCUAAUUGAACAGGAAACUCUUUUGGAUGUCCUCCUCGCCCACGAUGGCUCCGUCAGCAAUGCGUCAGAAUCUCUCAAAUCCUUUCGUCCAGGAGCAAGGAAGAACGCUGUCAUAGGACACCAGCAGUCCCUAAGACAAUAUGCAAAACCCAGUGAUGGAUCAUUAUCGCCGCCCAAGAAAAAGACAAAGUCUAAAAAGGGAAGCACACUGCACCUAUAUGACCCGGAAGAUGUUGCAGAGCAUACUCCAUGUACCAUUAUACACAAUUUUCUCCCAAGUGAGCUUGCGGAUGACCUCCUGAGAGAGCUGUUAGACGAAGCCAAAUCCUUUGAGCAAAUCACAUUCAAGCUAUUCGAGAAUAUUGUGGCCAGCCCGCACACUUCAUGCUUAUUUCUCGAGUCUUUCGAAAAGAUCCAGGAGCAAAAGCAUGAUUAUUUUUAUAAUGGAGGCAUGCUGAAUGAUGUACGCAAACUCACGCCGGCACUUGCUAAAGUAAAACCAAUCGUCCAAGAGACAGUCAAUGAGCAGAUCCAAACUCGCAUCAAGACUAGAUACCCUGGAGGCAAAAAACUGAGACAUCAACCAUCUAAGCCAUGGGUGCCAAACGCCGCAUUUGUCAAUUGCUACGCUGGAGCCCAACAGAACGUAGGGUGGCAUAGCGAUCAUCUUACAUACCUGGGCCCCCGAGCUGUUAUCGGAUCAAUCUCCCUGGGCGUUGCACGGGAGUUUCGUGUGCGCAAAAUCCUACCGCGAGAUGCGGAAACGAAACGCCCAGAUGAUCCAGACGGCGAGGGUCAGAUAUCAAUUCACCUGCCACAUAACUCUCUCCUUGUGAUGCAUGCCGAGAUGCAAGAAGAGUGGAAGCAUUCUAUUUCCCCAGCACUGUCCAUCGAUCCACAUCCCAUCGCAGGGAACAAGCGGAUCAACAUCACGUAUCGAGACUAUCGGGCAGAGAUGCACCCUUCCCUUACACCAAGAUGUCACUAUGGGUGUACAUUUUUCGAAUGGGCUGAAUUUGAUGAAGACGGAAUCCCUAUACGUAACAAGAAGACGACCUUGAAGCCGCCUUGA
This is a messenger RNA of Trichoderma breve, 1218 nucleotides long. Its product is annotated as 2OG-Fe(II) oxygenase superfamily domain-containing protein. The coding region runs from base 1 to 1218 and encodes 405 amino acids. Gene Ontology annotation, biological process: DNA repair; DNA alkylation repair. The record is from RefSeq and is a predicted model, not a curated record. The transcript is spliced from 3 exons. Gene Ontology annotation, molecular function: dioxygenase activity. Gene Ontology annotation, cellular component: nucleus. NCBI's taxonomy places the organism in Eukaryota, Fungi, Ascomycota, Sordariomycetes, Hypocreales, Hypocreaceae.